AUGGGUGUACGAUCGGAGAUAGGCCCAAGCUGGAUCUCUAAUAUUGUUGCCGAACAGAAACUGCAAUUCACAAACGCAUUGUGGGACGAGAAUGCGCGCCUCAAUACGGUAUCUCCUGCUGGUCAAAUGGAGGCAGCAGACGAUGAUAUCCUUCCCGCAGUUCCAGAAUUGAAUAUGCCUCCGAGGCAUAUCAAAAAGGGAGAUAUCGUGAGCUACCAAGAUUAUGUGAUUUCUCGAAUGUCCCAGGUAUGGGGCGAGGAUGCCGCUGUCUUCAACCCAUCCAGAUGGUUUAGAGAGAAUGGGGAAAGUAUAUCGUAUAGUCCUUUCAGUAAGUGA
Messenger RNA from Penicillium manginii, 336 nucleotides. RefSeq lists its product as uncharacterized. Bases 1 to 336 code for a protein of 111 amino acids. Gene Ontology annotation, molecular function: monooxygenase activity; heme binding; iron ion binding. Lineage: Eukaryota; Fungi; Ascomycota; Eurotiomycetes; Eurotiales; Aspergillaceae. The record is from RefSeq and is a predicted model, not a curated record. The transcript is spliced from 3 exons.